AUGGCAAAUGAUUUAAAGUCCUUCCAGAAAGAAUGCAAAGAUCUGCACGUCUUUCUCUCUCAAUCCUUAUUUUCAAGCAAAUUUAAGAAUUACUUUUAUGGUGUUUUCUGUCAACUCUUUAAAGUAAAAUACAAUAGAAAAACAAGGCCAAAUAUUCAGCUCACAUAUGAAGUAUUAAUCAAUGCUACGUUUACUCUUCAGAUAAUUUCUCUAGCAUGGUACCCAAAAAUGAAAGUGCACGGCUGGAGCUCAUAUAAAACUUUCUGAAAAAUAAUAGGAUGAACAAGCUACGACAGUAUUUGUGCGAAUUUAGGAAUUAUGAAUUUCUGUUUUUUUGGGACGAUUUCACUGAUUGGGAUGUGCUUGGUAUCAUUUACUGUUUUUGGGUUUUAUAUCUACAUCAAAAAGGAUCCACCUAUUUAUAUAUCAAUUUUUCCUAAAAAAAUUGCAAUGCUGCUUACGACAGUAUGCUUAAUUCCUAGCACUAUGAUUUUACUGAUGAUAACGAAGUAUUCAAUGCUUGAUACACAAGAAAUAGAAGAAUAUGAUGGCUUGUCUUCAAGUAUCCUUGACUUUGGAACAAUAGGAAUUAUUCUUUCGAUUUUAUGCUUAUUAAUUUUGGUUCCAAUUAAUGAUAAAUUAAUAUGGAGUGGUGAACUCACUCUCUUAACUUUUGUAGCUGGCAUCCCAAAGGAUGUUUGGGAUCUCGAGGAAAGGAGGAUGGAGUUCAGGAAUGGUCAGUUUUUCUUUGUUUGGUGAAGCGCAAUGUCGAGCUGGCCAAUGACGAGCUUUACUUCAAUAUCAAGCUUUUGCCUUAGAGGGAAAUAUGCCCGGAAGUUAAAAAGGGGUCUUCCAGCUAAGCCAAUGACAUUAAUCCCAGCCAAUCAGAGCUUUCACAACGUGAAACCAGGAGUUACAUCCUUUCUACGGAUUUCCAUUUUAACUGAGAGCCAACCAGAAAAUUCAACCCUUUUGAAUUUUCAAUGGUGGGCACUCUGUUGACACACUACAGAAUGACACAACUUCCUCAACUAUAAGGGACAAGUGCAAGCCCUCGUCUGGGGAAGAGCACUUUUUGUAAGGUCGUGUACUAACUGUCAAGCAAGCAAAAGGAGUGUUAAGGGUGGAGGUCGUCCUUUAGGAAUUUCAAGCUAGCUUUUCUAUAAGUUAAGCUAAUGAUUCCAAUUAAUGUAUGCUCUGAAUAUUUUUCUUGCGAUAUUCAGCAUUCCCACUCAGAAAAAAAUCUAAAAUCAAGGUCUUUUUCUCUUUUGGACCUACAAAAGCGAAUUUUUUAUACUUUUACUUGCGUUCUAUUUGUUUCUUUUGGCGAUUCAAAUGUUAUUGUUCAUCAAGCAAUUUUGCUGUCUUACGCACUUUUUUUGAGCUAUAAAUCAGUAACAGUUUUACAAUAUUUUAAUAUUUUCGAAAACAUAAUCGAGGCUUGCAAAAUGGGGUCGAUUUCUACUAUGAUUUUGGUUUUUAUAUUUGGAGAGAUUCUAGAUGAUGCUUUAAUUAUUGUAGUAUUUACCCUGUGUCUUCAGCCCAUAGUAUUUCUAUUGAUGGCUCGGUUAGUUAGGAGAAAUUACACAAGACUGAAAGACAGCACAGACUAUCCAAGUAAUCAGUAUGAAUUUGAAAGAAAAUUCAGACACUUAUUAAUUGAUAAAGACUACGAGGAUAAGCUUUGAGUACUUGAUUUAUUCAAAGUUUAUUGAAAAGCAAAUCAAUUUCAAAAGGAUAAGCUUUUUGUGAUAUGGGAAUUUAGCUAUUGCAUUACAAUAGUUAAAAAUGAGAGAUUGGCAAGGGUAAAGCUGUCAAAAAUCGCUAAUGCAAAAUCUUCAUUUGAAGGAGAAAUACAGGAAUGAAGACUUUUUACAUGGUUAAUUAAAAGAAAAUGCAAGUCUUUUCCUGAAACAAAUUAUUUACUCCCCCAUCCUUGAUCGAACGAUGGCUCGCCAUCGUUCGAUCAAGGAUGGGGGUUAAAAAAAAUGUUUUUGGGGCAAAAAAAUUAUAUAUAAAAUAAAAAAUAUAUUUUUAUAUACUUUUAAAUAAGAGGGUUAAGAGUAUUUAAUAACUAUUUUUACAACAAAAAAUUUGAAUCAUUUUUAUAAGAAUACCAAUUUUUAAUAAUUUACUUUUUUGGUUACUUCUUUAAAUUGUAUAAAUUUUAAUUUGUUCCUUAUUGAAUUAAAAAUUUUAAUUUUAAAGAAUCUCUAUUUUUUAGAUUAUUGAGUUUUUAAGUCCAGAUUGACGACUAAAGCACUUCGGAUGGUUGAUUCUGUAGCUUUCUGUCAUCUCAAAGCCUCUGACAACAACUUCAUUAGGCACAUCUUCUCAAGUUAGCUAAUAUAUUUUUUAUAUACAUAAAAAUUUGCAUAAUAUGGAAAUCGUUCGAUCAAGGAUGGGGUUAAUUUUCCCAAUUUUUAGGAAUUUUUACAGUCAAUCGUUCGAUCAAGGAUAGGGGAGUUAGAAUUUUUAAAAGAAUACAGUAGGAUUAGAAAUCAAGAUGAAGAACUUUGUUAUACUCUUAUAGAACUUCAAAUAGAAAUUUCUCUGAAGGCUCCAAGGAUUCAUAAAAUUGUCAAUUUAGCUAAUAGGACUGCAAACUAUAUUAUUAGUCUUACCUCAAAAUGUAUAGACAAUGAUAAAAUUCAUAUACUUUUAGAAAACAACAUUUUUUAUUAUUUUUCUAUUAGCAAUGAAAUAAUUAAAUGUUAUUUGUUCUAUAUAAGAAUUCACAACUUUAAAAUAUUUUAUUAUAAAAUUUAUAUAUAAUUUACAUUUAAGAUGCAUUUCCAUAUUAAAAAUUUAUAGAAAUUUCCCAUAGAUGGCGCUGUUUGCCUUUGAUUUGCCCACUGGGGACAUUUUUGGUUCGACCAGUCCAUAUGGUUUGGUCAAACCAAAAAAUUUUUCUCAUGGGCAAAUCAAGGGCAAACAGCGCCAUCUAUGGGAAAUUUCUAUAUUUAUGAAUGAAAGGAUUUAGCGAAGACUUCAAAAGCCUUUGCGAAAAAUAUAAAAAUUUAGAAGGAUAUGAACUAUAUGGCGGUUUUCUAGAAAGUAUUAAAAAUGACCAUGAAGAAGCAAACAUAAUAACUCGGAAAAAAAAAUGGAAUAAAUUUCUAUAA
Messenger RNA from Blepharisma stoltei, 3125 nucleotides. The record is from the annotation of a GenBank genome assembly. Lineage: Eukaryota; Ciliophora; Heterotrichea; Heterotrichida; Blepharismidae.